Messenger RNA from Daphnia magna, 902 nucleotides. RefSeq lists its product as uncharacterized. Bases 121 to 870 code for a protein of 249 amino acids. Lineage: Eukaryota; Metazoa; Arthropoda; Branchiopoda; Diplostraca; Daphniidae. The record is from RefSeq and is a predicted model, not a curated record. The transcript is spliced from 4 exons.
GCACUAGUGAAACUGUCAAAGUUUUUUGAAAAGUACUGUCAGAUUAGUUUCAUAAAUUUCAUUAUUGUAUUUAUAUUUUCCAAUUAGAGUAUUGUAAAGGGAAGCUGUGUAACAAUAACUAUGUCAGGGCUCUCCGAUAAUGAAGAUUUUGGUGAUGAGAAUGCAUCUCCAAAUACGAAUCGUGUAUCGCAACCCAAUGCUAGCAGCACUGUAAUUCCUUUAAAGAAACUGGUUCUACCUGCAGAAUUCUUCACAUGUGUAGGGGAAGUGCCUGGCAAAAAUGCCAGUCUAUAUCGGUGUCUAUAUCCUGACUGCGUCCCAAAAAAGAAAAAGGAUGGUUCUGAAAAACCACUUGUGGUGCCUCAUUCUUCUCGAUACAAUGCCAAAAGGCAUUUCUUGAAUCAUGAUCCCAAUCAGGAUCUUGGACAUCUUAAACUUUGGGAAGAUGCUGUAAAACAUCUGGAUAAUUCAACAAGUCUCAACAACACACCUAUUUCAGUAAAUAGACGUGCCAUAAUUACACAAGAAGAUCUUGAUAUUUGGGUGUUGAAUUUCCUCGUUGUUGACGUCUUACCAAUUUAUACCGUCGAGAAACCUGGUUUCAAACCACUAGUUAAUAAUCGGGCCCCGAAUCUAGUUAUACACGGACGAACGUUUUUUACAAACAGACUGGAGACUAUAUACAAUGAAAGAAGGUUACAGCUGAUUGAUGCUCUUAGCAAAUCUACAGAUGCAGCAACGACUAUAGACGCAUGGACUAGUAGAAGGAAAUCGUAUCUCGGUGAGACCAUUCAUUGGUUUGACGGCGAAUCCUUAAAACAAAGAAGUGCCUGUCUUGGCAUACGACGGAUCAAAGGGCGCCAUACGUAGGGGAGACUGGGGUAUGCCGGGACACCGGGUCA